AUGUCGGCGCUGAGGAGGAAGCUGGGCGAUGAGUACCAGGUGGUGAGCACCUCGGCCAGCGGAGGGGGGCUGCCUCCGCCCCGGGCGGCCCCGCGGGGGAAGCGGCAGCGCUUCGUGGAUAAGAACGGACGGUGCAACGUGCAGCACGGGAACCUGGGCGGUGAGACCAGCCGGUACCUGUCCGACCUUUUCACCACGCUGGUGGACCUCAAGUGGCGCUGGAACCUCUUCAUCUUCGUUCUCACGUACACCGUGGCCUGGCUCUUCAUGGCCUCCAUGUGGUGGGUGAUCGCCUACAUGCGGGGCGACCUGAACAAGGCUCACGACGACAGCUACACUCCCUGCGUGGCCAACGUCUACAACUUCCCCUCCGCCUUCCUCUUCUUCAUCGAGACCGAGGCCACCAUCGGCUACGGCUACCGCUACAUCACGGACAAAUGCCCCGAGGGCAUCAUCCUCUUCCUCUUCCAGUCCAUCCUGGGCUCCAUCGUGGACGCCUUCCUCAUCGGCUGCAUGUUCAUCAAGAUGUCCCAGCCCAAGAAGAGGGCUGAGACCCUGAUGUUCAGCGAGCACGCGGCCAUCUCCAUGCGGGACGGCAAGCUCACCCUCAUGUUCCGCGUGGGGAACCUCCGCAACAGCCAUAUGGUCUCGGCGCAGAUCCGCUGCAAGCUGCUCAAGUCCCGCCAGACACCCGAGGGUGAGUUCCUGCCGCUGGACCAGCUGGAGCUGGACGUGGGCUUCAGCACGGGUGCCGACCAGCUCUUCCUCGUCUCGCCGCUCACCAUCUGCCACGUCAUCGAUGCCAAGAGCCCCUUCUACGACCUGUCCCAGCGCAGCAUGCAGACGGAGCAGUUCGAGAUCGUCGUCAUCCUGGAGGGCAUCGUGGAAACCACAGGGAUGACGUGCCAGGCCAGGACGUCCUACACUGAGGAUGAGGUGCUGUGGGGCCAUCGCUUCUUCCCGGUUAUUUCCUUGGAAGAAGGGUUCUUCAAAGUCGACUACUCGCAGUUCCACGCGACGUUUGAGGUCCCCACGCCGCCGUACAGCGUGAAGGAGCAGGAGGAGAUGCUGCUCAUGUCCUCACCCCUGAUAGCGCCCGCUGUCAGCAACAGCAAGGAGAGGAAUAAUUCAGUGGAGUGCCUGGAUGGUCUGGAUGAAGUUGGCAUAAAACUACCUUCCAAACUGCAGAAAAUAACUGGCAGGGACGACUUCCCUAAAAAACUCCUCAGGAUGAGCUCCACCACCUCGGAGAAGGCCUACAGCAUGGGCGAUUUGCCCAUGAAACUGCAGCGGAUCAGCUCAGUCCCUGGGAAUUCAGAAGAGAAACUGGUGUCCAAAGCCACCAAGAUGAUGUCGGAUCCCAUGAGCCAGUCUGUGGCUGACUUGCCGCCCAAGCUCCAGAAACUGUCGGGCGGCGGUCGGAUGGAAGGGAACCUUCCUCCAAAACUGAGAAAAAUGAAUUCGGAUCGCUUCACAUAA
This is a messenger RNA of Centrocercus urophasianus (Greater sage-grouse), 1479 nucleotides long. It is a transcript of the gene KCNJ3, whose product is annotated as potassium inwardly rectifying channel subfamily J member 3. Bases 1 to 1479 code for a protein of 492 amino acids. The record is from RefSeq and is a predicted model, not a curated record. Gene Ontology annotation, cellular component: plasma membrane. NCBI's taxonomy places the organism in Eukaryota, Metazoa, Chordata, Aves, Galliformes, Phasianidae. Gene Ontology annotation, molecular function: G-protein activated inward rectifier potassium channel activity. Gene Ontology annotation, biological process: regulation of monoatomic ion transmembrane transport; potassium ion import across plasma membrane. The transcript is spliced from 3 exons.